This is a messenger RNA of Salvia hispanica, 1692 nucleotides long. Its product is annotated as squamosa promoter-binding-like protein 6. Gene Ontology annotation, cellular component: nucleus. NCBI's taxonomy places the organism in Eukaryota, Viridiplantae, Streptophyta, Magnoliopsida, Lamiales, Lamiaceae. The record is from RefSeq and is a predicted model, not a curated record. Gene Ontology annotation, molecular function: DNA binding.
GUUUGGCCUUUUGUGUGGGGUAGUGGGGUAGUGGAAAUGAUUUGACUCUCUUCACUCUUCACUGCUUUCGCUUGCUGCCUCUUUCUUUCAAUAAGUAUAGUCUAUUACUCUCAACGCGGCCUUCUGCAAAACCACAAUAUAUCUCUUUACUGUUCACAGAGGAGUAAUUUAUUUCUUUAUUGGGCUCGAAGGAUCAAGAACAGUUUUUGCAUAAGCAAUUUGAGUGUAGUCCUACAUAUGGAGUUUAUGAGCUGUGCUUUUGAGGGUAGAGCUCUGCUGUGUAGUGAUGACACAGAUUUUGGGGCUGAUAAUCUCACUAGUAGUAGAAAUCUGUUACAUAAGUGGGAUGGAGAAGAUGAAGUAGACAGCAUAGGAGUUAUAAAGCCUCUUUCGCCCGAAGCAACAAGCAAGCCCUUUCUUGCUGAUCAAUGCUCGGACAGUAAUGGCGAUCGUCAUUCUGGCAAACCUGUUCAGGAGAUCACAGUAGACGCGUUAAUGGAAUUUGGCAUGAGAAUUCCAAGUUCUGCAAAUAAAGCCAAAGAGGAGAAGUCUUCUCCAGAGCCUUCAGUGUCAGCAAAACGAGCAAAGCUAACAUAUUUGCAGUCUCUGGUUCCAACUUGUCAAGUUUUUGGGUGCAACAAAGACUUGAGCUCCUCAAAGGAUUACCAUAAAAGGCAUAGAGUGUGUGAUCUUCAUUCCAAGACUGCUGUGGUUAUUGUUAAUGGCAUCCGGCAAAGAUUCUGUCAGCAAUGCAGCAGGUUCCAUUUGCUAGCUGAGUUUGAUGAAGGCAAGCGUAGUUGUCGCAAGCGCCUUGCUGGUCACAAUGAGCGGAGACGAAAGCCUCAAUUCAACGCUCACUUGGGUUCCACAUAUUUCACAGGAGAUGCAUCAAAUUCCUUCAUUUUCUCGAGAAUUCUUCCAGGUGGUCUCUUCGGUGUGCAAUGCAACGACAGGCGCCUUAAGGCGCAAGAUGAGCCAAGACAAACAUCUCAAUUAGCACUAGAUGUGAAGCUCAGUCAAUCAGUCCUGUGUUUCCAUGGUAUGGGGAAACAGUAUCCUAAGAGCUGUCUCAACACGCCAUCACCACUCCCAGAGAUGAAUUCGAGCUCAGAUUCAGGCUUUGCUCUCUCUCUUCUGUCAGCUCGAGAACACACCUUAAGCACGCCAAUGGCUCAGAAUUCUACCACAGCUCUCGGAGAAAGUUCUUCCAAGAACUUCACUCCGGUUAUUUAUAGCUCUAACGGAGACAGAGUCACCAUUAGUACAGAGAUUCAACCAGAGCCUCACGGCCUAAAGCCAACGAACCCUCUGUCUCAUCAAGGCGCAAACACGGUGAGUUUGCUUGAACUGUCUUUGCAUCUGCAGAGAGUGGAACAGCAAAAGUAUUAUGGCCAGAUCAAGAUGGAAAACGAUAUCUUCUGCGACUCCACGAUUGCAUGAAGAUCAAAGAAGAUGCAUGUAUUUCUGCACAGGAGCCCAAACCAGGACUCCAACAUGUGGUGAUUAGUGUUAGUGGAUGUGUGAAUGUUGUUGUGUUAGGAAAAUUCAAGUUUUUGAAAGAUGUGUGCCAAUUAGCAGUAAAUGUUAUGUGGCUGUUCUUGAACAGUUUAAGUAAGUAUUAUGUUUUGAUGGUAAAUUCUGCUAGUAAUCUUACCUCUGUGAAUAUGUAAUUAUUUAUUUUGCAAGUUUUCA